Messenger RNA from Quercus lobata, 1271 nucleotides. It is a transcript of the gene HCC2, whose product is annotated as Thioredoxin superfamily protein. Bases 195 to 1013 code for a protein of 272 amino acids. The record is from RefSeq and is a predicted model, not a curated record. The transcript has 7 exons. Gene Ontology annotation, biological process: mitochondrial respiratory chain complex IV assembly. NCBI's taxonomy places the organism in Eukaryota, Viridiplantae, Streptophyta, Magnoliopsida, Fagales, Fagaceae.
ACAAUACCAAAAAAAAAAAAAAAAAAACCCAAUAAAUUUGAGCUUGGGCAGCAAGAAAAUCAGUAGCAGCAGAAGGAAAGAAACGAACGAAGCGCGUGUGCUUUUAGUCUUUGUUUUCGACAAAAAUCUGAAAAUGGGUCUUUGCCUGAAAGAGAGGUCUAGUUCGAAUUACCAGAAAGCUUAGUAAGGUAGCCAUGCCCAUUUCUCGGUUUCUUUUCUUUUCCUCCAAACGCAGCUCUACACAGCAGGCUCUCAAUCUACUCAAGAGGUGUGGUCCAUCUAAGAGAAUUCAAUCUUGUAACUAUACCAAAUCAUCAGGGGGGUUCAGUAAUGGAAAGACACGUGCUCAUUCUGUGACGUCUGUAGAAACACAGGCUUCUCGCUCUUGGGCUGUUUAUGCAGUUCCAGCUGCUUUACUUGGAUUUGCGGGACUAGCAACUCUUGUUCAUUAUAAUGAUGAGAGAAGAGCAAUUCCGAAAGGCCAGGGCAACAAAUCCAGUGGAAAUACUGUAAAGGGGCCUACAAUUGGUGGUCCAUUCACUUUAGUUGAUACUGAGAAUCGAAUUGUUACUGAACAGAAUUUUCAUGGAAAGUGGGUUCUCCUCUAUUUUGGCUAUACUUCAUCUCCAGAUGUUGGGCCAGAGCAAGUACAAAUUAUGGCCAAGGCUGUAAAGUUACUAGAGUCAAAAUAUAAUUCCGAGAUUCUACCAGUGUUUGUUACUAUUGAUCCUCAACGUGACAACCCUUCACAACUUCGUGCUUACCUUAACGAAUUUGACUCAAGAAUAAUAGGAUUAACGGGGCCUGUAUCGGCUAUCAGGCAGAUGGCACAGGAGUACCGCAUAUAUUUCAAAAAAGUAGAAGAGGAGGGAGAUGACUAUCUUGUUGACUCUUCCCACAACAUGUAUCUGAUGAACCCGAGAAUAGAGGUUGCAAGAUGCUUUGGGGUUGAGUACAAUGCAGAGGAAUUGUCAGAGGCAAUAUUAAAGGCGAUGAUAAGUACCCCUACUUAAUAGCUCCAAAUUUUUGAUAGAAUGUCAAUUCUGAUAUGCAGUAAGAGAAAUACCAUAUUUUUGACAUCAUUUUAACACGACCUUUAUUUUUGGGGUUAUUUUUUUUUUUUUGAUGAAAUUUCUUUACACAUUUUACUGAGUUCAAAUGUCACACCUGACUAACCAGCUGCUAGAUUUUUAGUUAGCUGAGUAAUCGGUUUCAACAUCAUUUGAACAAGAACAUAAAAAGAUGAAUGGCAAUCUAAUUUUUGAAUGAUA